This is a messenger RNA of Kogia breviceps (pygmy sperm whale), 2363 nucleotides long. RefSeq names its product matrix remodeling associated 8 (gene MXRA8). The record is from RefSeq and is a predicted model, not a curated record. Lineage: Eukaryota; Metazoa; Chordata; Mammalia; Artiodactyla; Physeteridae. Gene Ontology annotation, cellular component: membrane; cell surface. Gene Ontology annotation, biological process: cell adhesion; cell differentiation.
GGGGAGGGGGAGGGGGAGGGGAGGGGGAGGGGGCCGGGCUGUUUUUCUGGAGAGUUAGAGCCUGAGUGAGACAAAGCGCCGGCGGGCCAGGCGGGCCAGGCAGGCGCCAUGGAGCUGCGGGCCCGGGUCCUGCUCUGGAAACUUGUGCUUCUGCAGAGCUCUUCUGUCCUUCUGUCCUCAGGGCCAGCCGGGCCCGCGACCCCGGGCAGCUCCGUGGUGUCCGAGUCUGCAGUGAGCUGGGCAGCCGGCGCCCGGGCUGUGCUGCGCUGUCAGAGCCCGCGCAUGGUGUGGACGCAAGACCGGCUGCACGACCGCCAGCGCGUGGUCCACUGGGACCUCAGCGGCGGCCCGGCCGGCGGCCCCGCGCGCCGACUCGUGGACAUGUACUCGGCGGGCGAGCAGCGCGUGUACGAGCCGCGCGACAGCGGCCGCCUGCUGCUGACCCCCUCCGCCUUCCAGGACGGCAACUUCUCGCUGCUCAUCCGCGCGGUGGAGGACACAGACGAGGGGCUGUACACCUGUAACCUGCACCACCAUUAUUGCCACCUCUACGAGAGCCUGGCCGUGCGCCUCGAGGUCACCGACGACCCCUGGGCCGCCGGCGCGCACUGGGACGGCGAGAAGGAGGUGCUGGCGGUGGAGCGCGGCGCGCCCGCGUUGCUGACGUGCGUGAACCGCGCGCACGUGUGGACCGACCGGCACCUGGAGGAGGCGCAGCAGGUGGUGCAUUGGGACCGGCAGCCGCCUGGGGUGCCGCACGACCGCGCGGACCGCCUGCUCGACCUGUACGCGUCGGGCGAGCGCCGCGCCUACGGGCCGCCCUUCCUGCGGGAGCGCGUGGCGGUGGGGGCGGACGCCUUUGCGCGCGGCGACUUCUCGCUGCGCAUCGACCCGCUGGAGCCGGCAGACGAGGGCACCUACUCCUGCCACCUGCACCACCACUACUGCGGCCUGCACGAGCGCCGCGUCUUCCACCUGAAGGUCACCGAGCCCGCCGCCCGGCCGCCCCCGCGGGACUCGCCGGGCAACGGCUCCAGCCACAGCGGCCCGCCCGGCCCAGGUGCAGGAGACCCCACGCUGGCGCGCGGCCGCAGCGUCAUCAACGUCAUCGUCCCCGAGGGCCGGGCCCACUUCUUCCAGCAGCUGGGCUACGUGUUGGCCACCCUGCUGCUCUUCCUGCUGCUGCUGGUCACCGUCAUCUUGGCCACCCGACAGCGCCGCCGCGGAGGCUACGAGUACUCCGACAAGAAGUCCAAGUCCAAGGGGAAGGACGUGAACAUGGUGGAGUUUGCUGUGGCCGCCGGGGACCAGGCUCUUUACAGGAGGGAGGACAUCCAACUAGGUUACAAAAACAACCUCCUGAAGGAGAGGGUUGAGCUGUCCCACAGCCCUCUGCCUGCAAAGAGCAUCGACUUGGACAAAGCAGGGGGCAGAGGGCAGACAACACCUGUCCCCUUGGCUUCCAGAGUUCAGGAAGGAGUACUGCAAAUAAGGCGACCCCGGGCUCCUGGCUGGGCCAGCAGCUCUGCCAGCUCUUGUCUGCCCACCUCAGAAGACUCUUCCUGACCCCCAUGCAGCUCGCCUGGCCCCCCUUCCAGCGGCUGGUCCCGCUGUCCCGGAACUUGGCCUGGACUGGUGCAGGGUGAGGCUGCCUCCAGACCCCCCUUGGGGGCCACCUGAUCCUCAUACGCGAUCGUGGGCUCCUUAGGGCUCUGCCGGCACUGCAGGCGGGCCCCUUCAGCAGCCCUCGACUGGUGCUAUUCCCGCCUCGCACGGCCAAGACCCCGCUGAGGUUCACCAGUCUCUCAGGCUCUGCUGGCCUCUGCCCACUGGGGGCUGGGGGCCCCACCUCUGCAGGGAGAGGGGCGUGAGGGGGCUCAGUGGGGAUUCUUGGAGCUGGGGUCAGCCUCAGGCCUGGCACUCCCACCCCUUCCUUGCCCCGUCCUUGGGGGAGCUGCCCACCAGCUCCCCUCAACAGCACCCCAAGUUACGCUGCCAGGCUGUCUUGGGCUCUGCAUGGUAACCCGAGGACCGUGCACUCCAGGCCCGGGGCUAGUGUCCCUCUGCGCUGCGUGUGGUCCCCUGGGGCCCCCUCUCUGCUUUCCACCCUGCUUCAGCCCUGUUGCCAGCAAGCUGCCUUGACAGUCACUAGGCUCCAUGUGACUUCUGACCCUGACUCCCUUCCCUCGGCCCCUCCUUGGGCUGGAGUCCAGGGGUGAGGCCUCAUUUGACUCCGUUUUGGCUGAGGACAGGAGGGGGGGUGAAGAUGGUUUUAGAGUGGCCAGCGCUGCCACUCCUGACACCCCACAUUUGCUCAUCCUGGGGAAUUGCUAUCAUCUCAAUAAAGACCACAUCUGAUUUUA